Grammomys surdaster is the source of this 2875-nucleotide messenger RNA. It is a transcript of the gene Ckap4, whose product is annotated as cytoskeleton associated protein 4. Bases 13 to 1737 code for a protein of 574 amino acids. Gene Ontology annotation, cellular component: rough endoplasmic reticulum. The transcript is spliced from 2 exons. The record is from RefSeq and is a predicted model, not a curated record. NCBI's taxonomy places the organism in Eukaryota, Metazoa, Chordata, Mammalia, Rodentia, Muridae.
GCCGCCGCCGCCAUGCCCUCGGCCAAACAAAGGGGCUCCAAGGGCGGCCACGGCGCCGCGAGCCCCUCGGACAAGGGCGCCCACCCGUCGGGCGGCGCGGAUGACGUGGCGAAGAAGCCGUCGCCGCCGCAACAGCAGCCGCAGCCGCCCGCGCCGCACCCGCCGCAGCACCCGCAGAACCAGGCGCACCGGGGCGGCCACCGCGGCAGGUCCGCCGCCGCCGCCGCCGCGUCCUCCGCGUCCUGCUCCCGCAGGCUUGGCCGGCUGCUCAACUUUCUCUUCUACCUCUCCCUGGUGGCGGCGGCCGCCUUCUCGGGCUGGUAUGUCCAUCACGUCCUGGAGGAGGUCCAGCAGGUCCGGCGUGGCCACCAGGACUUCUCCCGUCAGAGGGACGAGCUGGGCCAGGGCUUACAGGGCGUCGAGCAGAAGGUACAAUCUCUGCAAGCCACGUUUGGGACUUUCGAGUCUAUCCUGAGAAGCUCUCAGCAUAAACAGGAUCUCACAGAGAAAGCCGUGAAGGAAGGGGAGAGUGAGAUCAACCGCAUCAGCGAAGUUCUACAGAAGUUGCAGAAUGAGAUUCUCAAAGACCUGUCGGACGGGAUCCAUGUGGUGAAGGAUGCCCGAGAGCGGGACUUCACGUCCCUGGAGAACACGGUGGAGGAGCGCCUGACAGAGCUCACCAAGUCCAUCAAUGACAACAUUGCCAUCUUCACUGAAGUUCAGAAGAGGAGCCAGAAGGAGAUGAGUGAGGUCAAGAUGAAGGUUGCCUCCUUGGAAGACUCCAAGGGGGACCGCAGUCAGGACGUGAAAAUUCUGAAAGAAGCCGUGAAGGAGGUGCAGGCCUCCAUGAAGUCUAGGGAGAGGGACAUCGAGGCCCUGAAGAGCUCCCUUCAGACCAUGGAGUCCGAUGUCUACACAGAGGUCCGAGAGCUGGUGAGCCUCAAGCAGGAGCAACAGGCGUUCAAGCAGGCGGCCGACUCAGAGCGCCUGGCUCUGCAGGCCCUCACAGAGAAGCUUCUCCAGUCCGAGGAGUCCUCCUCUCGCCUCCCAGAGGACAUCCGGAGACUGGAGGAAGAGCUGCAGCAGCUGAAGGUGGGGGCCCGUGGGUCAGAGGAGGCUGUCGUCUUCAAAGACUCUAAAGCCUUAGAUGAGCUUCACAGGCAGAUCGAGGGCCUAGGUGCCAGACUCCAGUACGUAGAGGACGGAGUCUACUCUAUGCAGGUGGCUUCUGCACGACACACUGAGAGCCUGGAGUCACUCCUGUCCAAGAGCCAGGAGUAUGAGCAACGCCUAGCUAUGCUACAGGAGCACGCGGAAAGCCUGGGCUCCUCAUCUGACCUGGCCAGCACUGUCAGGAGCCUGGGGGAGACUCAGCUGAUGCUGUCCAGCGACUUGAAGGAGCUGAGGCAAAGCCUGGGUGAGCUGCCCAGUACCGUGGAGUCACUACAGGAGCAAGUGCACUCACUGCUCAGCCAGGACCAAGCCCAGGCCACAGGCUUGCCUCCUCAGGACUUCCUGGACAGACUUUCCUCUCUAGACAACCUGAAAUCCUCAGUGAGCCAAGUGGAGUCAGACUUGAAGAUGCUCAGGACUGCCGUGGACAGUCUGGUUGCCUACUCCGUCAAAAUCGAAACAAAUGAGAAUAACUUAGAGUCAGCCAAGGGCCUGCUAGACGACCUGCGGAAUGACCUGGAUAGGUUGUUUGUGAAAGUCGAGAAGAUCCAUGAAAAGAUCUAAAUGAACUGUGUGUGUGGGCACAGUUUCUCACGACCAAAAACCAACAAAACAAAACACCCCAUGUUUUCUCCCACGUGCCCUACCACCACCUUCCCACCCCUCCCCCACCCCAGGGAAAGCAGCAGACACCGGCUGAACACCAUCCUGGUGUUCUGUGCCCAGUUAAUUUAUUUGCAGUUAUUACCACACACCUUUGGUUUCAUAAGUCCUGUUUCUGCUUUUGAUUUGGCUUCCUGAAGGCCCAGCCAGCCCUGUGCAGAAAAGGAUGUCUCCUGUUAGAAAGAUGCCAGUGGCUUUUAACUGGGGAUUAUCAGGAAGCAGAUUAACCUAAAAAAAAAAUAUCCUGUCGGGCUGACAGAUUUAUAGUAACAUAGAAAAACAACAAAGAACAGGUGGGGGGAACUUUUUUUCUUAAUUGUCUUUAAGGAAAGUUAAUUUUAUUGUAUUUUUUUAUACUUCUGGCCAGGGUUUUUAGGAGCUGUCUCUUACUUGUCUUCCAUUUAGAACUGAUAAAAACUCCUAGAAGUCAGCUCUGAAUGAGUGAAAGAGGACCCUCCCCCCACCUGCCUGAGGGUCACUUUCAGAGGCAUGUUCCCCCCCCCAAUCUAGUCAACCGCUAACUAUGCAAAUUCAGUAGGUCCUAAAGGUGAGAACAUGCACCCUGAGGCCCUGUUGCCCUUCUGUUCCUGGGGACCCAUCUGCGUCACCAGACUAGGAGGGGGUCACCAAGUGAGUUUGGAAUCCUAGAGGGAGUGUUCUUUGGGCUCUGACGUGAGAGCUGUAUUUUCCACAAAGAAUUCGGACAUCUCCCUGGGAGCUAUAGGCCAAGUCUUUUUGUUUUGUCACAGUAUCACUGGAGAGGUCUCCUGUCACCUGGCCUGGUCCCUCAGUGAGGAUCACAGUGCUGGUUUCUGUAAUUGUUCUCCAUGUACCCUCACCCUCUGAGAUGUAAUGUCUUUAAUGGCUGCCUUGCCCUUCCCACCUUCCCUCCCUCUACCCCCCCAAAAAAGGAAAGAAAAAAACCAGAAAAGGCUGAAAAGAAAAACAAGGUUUGUUAGUUUACUGUGAAAUGAACUAUAUGGCUUAUUUACAGAAUUUUUAAUUCUUAAUAAACACUUGAGCUUUGUUAUGACCGUCA